AUGAAGUUCUUCAGCACCCUCUUCUUCCUUUCUUUCUCCGCCUUGGCCUUCAGCGCUGCAGUCUUCAUGCCGAUCGAGGAGGAGUAUGAAGUGGCCAAGCGCGAGGUCAGCAACGCCAAAUACGUGCCUACCACUCUUCCCGACGGCAAGAAAUCCAUCGCGGUCUAUGACGGCGAUGUCCUUGAGGGGUCGCUCGUGGAGGGCCCCGACGGUGGAGUUACUGCCUAUGAUGCCUUUGGCAAGGAAAUCGACCUGGACAACCCCGAGGAGGAUGAUGAGAAUGGCGAUAAGCGGAAGCGUCAAUCCAGACUCAGCAUCCUGAGGAAGUUCUAUAGCUUCAUCAAGAAGUACGGUCGCCGUGCCUGGAACUUUCUCUACUGCAUUAGCUUCGAGGUUGCCGUUAAGUGCGCAGACGAUAUCCUCCAAUGUGCUAUGCAAGGUACCCCUCCAUGGGCCUGCCUUGAAGGCAUCGUCUGCGGUGGUGUUGCCUUCAGGAGGUGCGUCUAA
Molecule: messenger RNA, 507 nt
Organism: Endocarpon pusillum Z07020
Lineage: Eukaryota; Fungi; Ascomycota; Eurotiomycetes; Verrucariales; Verrucariaceae
Exons: 3
Coding region: 1-507 (168 amino acids)
Source: RefSeq, a predicted model, not a curated record